Aureobasidium subglaciale EXF-2481 is the source of this 3594-nucleotide messenger RNA. RefSeq lists its product as uncharacterized. The coding region runs from base 1 to 3594 and encodes 1197 amino acids. Gene Ontology annotation, cellular component: plasma membrane of growing cell tip. Gene Ontology annotation, biological process: positive regulation of establishment of bipolar cell polarity regulating cell shape. The record is from RefSeq and is a predicted model, not a curated record. Gene Ontology annotation, molecular function: protein binding. Lineage: Eukaryota; Fungi; Ascomycota; Dothideomycetes; Dothideales; Saccotheciaceae. The transcript has 2 exons.
AUGAGGUCGUCAAGAUGCUUGUCGCGCCCUCUGGCUUUUGGCACUACUCUCGCUUCCCUCCUCUCUGUAUCUACCGCCCGUAAUUUCACCCAGGCCCCGUCACCGAAUAUUGAUCUCUCUGGACUCGGCCGCGUCGCCCUAGCCGGUGACUUCGACUCAAUAUCUCUCUACACCUACCAGGGACAGACACAGAACGCAAACUUCGCCAAUGGCAGCCAAUAUCUCUUCUCACAGUACCCCGACGCUUCCUUCCAGAGUCUGGCCCUCGCCGAUGCCUUCAUUACCACCAUGUGCCCAUUCGUCAGCGGCGGCACCCUGCAAGGUGUCGUUGUAGGUGGCAACUUCACCAGUCUCGGAGGCGUACCGGCUCAAGGCAUUGCCCUAUGGAACCCAAACACCACAAAGAUUACGCCUCUGGACGGUCUCUCUGGUUCUGUAUCUGCUGUAUACUGUGACGACGAAUCUUCAAUGGUCUACGUUGGAGGUACCUUCACCGGAGGUAACUCGACAAAUGCAAUUGCCUGGUCUACAGGAUGGACUAACCUCCCAUUCGCUGGAUUCAACGGUCCUGUCACUUCCAUCACCAAGAGCUCAAACGGCUCCAUCAUCUUUGGCGGCUCUUUUGACGGUCUGGGCAACACCACAACACCCACAAACAAGGAUGUCCAGGUCAUCAACCUUUCUGCUGGAAACAUCACCUCUGGCGCCUCUACGUCGACCACUGGCUUCAGCGAUCCUCGCAACAUCAUUUGCCAAACCGGCGGUGACACUGCUGGAAACACCUGGCUCCUCGAAGACAACACUCCCGGUUUCUGGAGAGGCUCAUUCGGCUUCGGCUUCAACCCCACCAAGCUGAGACUGUACAACACCAACCAGGAUGGCCGCGGAACAAAGACCUGGCGCUUCACCGCUUUCCCCAUCAACGGAAUCAUGAACUUUACUUAUACAGAUGAGAACGGCAGCUUUGCUUCCUGCACUGCCGACUGCCCUCUGCCUCAAGGCAACACCUCAUACCAAGACUUCCACUUUGUCAACUCUGUAGGCAUGAACGAUUUCCGUAUUGACAUUUCCGCUUGGUAUGGUGCUGGAGGUGGUUUGAGCGGCAUUGAGCUGUUCCAGGACGACAUCUAUUCCUUUGCCAUAUCUACUUUCAAUGAGCCUCGUUGCGAUAGUGUUAGUACCGCUGGUGCCAACUCGACGGCCACUGGCCCAUGGCUCCAGACAGCUUCUGGCUUGAGCACGUCUGACUAUCUUACUGCCAACCUGAACGGCAGCGUCACUACCGAGAGUGCACAGAUCGUCUUCAUGCCUGAUAUCAAGCAAUCCGGAAACUACUCGAUCACUCUCUACACUCCUGGUUGUCUUCAGGACGGUACUUGCUCAAGUCGUGGGAUUGUAAACAUCACAGGAUCCUUGACUACCGAGCAGGGUGCUAUAAGUACCACUUUGUACCAGACCAACUAUUACGACAAGUACGAUCAAAUCUACUAUGGCUACGUCGAUGCGGCCUCUGACUCUUUCCGUCCUGAGGUCACUCUGACGCCUGUCGCUGGUCAGAACACCCCCUUGACUGUUGUAGCUCAGCGGGUUCGCUUUGAGCUAGUCACUUCGACUGGUGGUCUAAAUGGCCUCUAUGACUAUGAUCCCAACGUCGCUACAGUUAACACCGACUUCUCAGCUUCAAAGGUCGACUCUGCUGCCAUGACUCUGGAUACCGGAGCUACAAUCAAUGCUCUUGCUGUCUACAAGGAUGUGACAUAUGUUGCUGGCAACUUCUCCAACGGUGAAAUUAACAACAUUUUCAGUAUUGGCAGCGAGAACGCCACCUCACUCCCCGGAGGCGGUCUCAACUCUGUCGUUCGAACUCUGUACCAAAAUGGUUCCACAAUCUAUGUCGGUGGCAACUUCACCAACACAGUAACUGCUCAGACUUCCGGUCUCAGCGGUAUUGCUGCUUUCUCCAUCGACGACAACUCUUGGAAAGCGCUUGGUGCAGGUGUUAACGGUCCCGUAUGGGCCAUCGUUCCUCUGCAGCUUAACAUCACUGGUAGAGAUCAAGAAACUGUUCUUGCUGUAAGUGGCGCCUUCACCAGCGUGUACGCUGUUGGCAGCAACGCCACUUACUCUGCCAACGGUUUUGCUGCUUGGGAUCCCUCCAGAGGCAACUGGCUUCAUAACGUAGCUGAUGCUACCGUUCGCUUGAGCGGAGGUCUGUUGGCGCAGACAACAGUAGCCGACUAUGGCCAACUCCUCGCUGGCUCACUGGUCGCGUCGCAAAUUGGUCUGAGUGAUGCGGUAGCCCUCACUGGCUCUGGCAGACCUUCCAUUUCGCCGCUUGGUAUUUCCAUCUCGGCUUCCGGAGAAUCCUCUGCUAUGCGCAAAAGAGCUACCACAAGUCAGAAUGUCACCGGUGUCUCCACUGGAUACUUCUAUUUGGAAAACGGCAAGAACAUGACUAUCCUUGGCGGUCACUUCACUGCCAACUCGUCUGCCGGAUCAACCAUCAACAACCUCCUGAUCAUCGAUAACACAAAUGGCCAGAAUGUUAUUGGUCUACCCAACACCAUUGAUGCAGACUCUACAAUUCUUGCGCUUGAUGUUCGCGAUACCAGUCUUUUCGCUGGUGGCUCCAUCACUGGUUCGGCCAACGGAGACGAUGUCAAUGGUCUGCUUGUGUGGGAUCUGUCUACUAGUGCGCUCGCUACUAGUCAGCCUGCCGCACUUGCCGGUAAUUCUGUCUCUGUCCACGCCGUCGCAGCUCAGCCUGGUUCCUCGAAUGUCUUCGUCGGAGGCAACUUUGAGAACGCCGGCUCCAUGUCCUGUCCGUCAUUCUGCAUGUACGACACCUCAAGUGGUCAAUGGAUGCCACCGACUUCUGGACUUAGUGGUACCAUCAACACCAUGACCUGGAGAUCGAAUACCCAACUGAUCGUAGGCGGUGAUUUCACAACUGCCGGCAACAGAACCAAGCUGGCUCUGUACGACUCCAAGAAGCAGACUUUCACUGAUCUGGGCGCUUCAGCCGAGCUUCCCGGUCCCGUCACCGCUAUGACCCCUGCCAACCCCAACUAUGAUGCUUGGUGGGUCGCAGGUACUGCAGCCAACGGAUCAUCAUUCUUGCAGAAGUUUGACGGCACCAAUUGGCACAUUGUGAACGGCUUUGGCUCCGCAAGUGCUAUCAGAGGUCUUCAGAUAAUGUCUCUCACGGAGAAGCAUCAGCUCACUGACCUCGUUCCCUCGAACGAAGUUUUGCUGAUCACUGGUUCCGUCGAGCUUCCUGAUAAUGGUAAUGCUAGCGCCGUGCUAUUCAACGGAACCACUUUCCAGCCCUUCAUCCUCACAACAACCUCCAACGGCGGACAAGCCCACCAUCUUGCCCUUGGCCUCGUGGUCUUGAUCGGCCUUGCGAUUGCUUGCGGUCUGACUUUCCUGCUGGUAGUUAUCGGCAUAUUGGUCGAGCGCUACCGUCGUCGCAGAGAAGGUUAUGUACCCAUGCCUCAGCUAAGACCUGAUCAACAUGCCAACCUGAACCGCAUCCCGCCAGAGAGUCUUUUCGGCACGUUAGAAAAGCGCGACACCGCACCUCGGGUGUAA